This is a messenger RNA of Tripterygium wilfordii, 753 nucleotides long. RefSeq names its product probable RNA-binding protein EIF1AD. The transcript is spliced from 4 exons. Gene Ontology annotation, cellular component: nucleus. Gene Ontology annotation, molecular function: RNA binding; translation initiation factor activity. The record is from RefSeq and is a predicted model, not a curated record. NCBI's taxonomy places the organism in Eukaryota, Viridiplantae, Streptophyta, Magnoliopsida, Celastrales, Celastraceae. Gene Ontology annotation, biological process: translational initiation. The coding region runs from base 113 to 661 and encodes 182 amino acids.
UAGCCUUUCUCGUCUGUUUGGCAACUUCCCUUUGAAGUUUGAACAAUCGAGGUCCGAUUCAAACACUGAAACCCUAAUCGGAGAGAGAGAGAGAGAGUAGAACUAUAGAAGGAUGAAAGGAGGGAGGAAGAACUUGAAGAGGGCAGUGAAGGAGCAGAAGUUGAUGGUUCAAGAAGGCCAAAGCAUCAUGCAGGUGAUCUCUCUUAGAGGUUCCAAUCUGAUCGAAACUCUGUUUGAUCAGGUAAUGGAUGGACAAGGAGAUAAAUCAUUAGCACUGUUUCCAGCUAAGUUUCAGAAGAGCAUGUGGAUUAAGCGAGGUAGUUUUGUUGUGGUCGAUGAAAGUGGAAAGGAAAAGGCUCUAGAAUCAGGUAGCAAGGUUGCAUGUAUGGUUGUACAAGUUCUAUUUCACGAGCAAGUUCGGGUGCUUCAGAAGUCUCCAGAAUGGCCAGAAAGUUUCAAAUCCACCAACUUGGAGGAUCCCAAUGGAAGCUUAGGAAGACAGACUUCUCAGCAGUACAAAACUGAGCCUAAUUCGAGUAACAACGACGUGGACGAGGACGAGGAUGGGCUCCCUCCAUUAGAAGCAAAUACAAACAGGGUAAGACCAAUUGAGUUGCAAACAGAUGAAGACUCAAGCUCAGGAUCAGAUACAGAUUCUUAAAUUAUGAACACACCCCUCAUUGGAUUUUUUUUUUUGUAGGAUUUUGUAUGAGGAUAUUGAUUAAUUAUUUGAUUACGUUCAACUUCAAAGUA